Messenger RNA from Caenorhabditis remanei, 639 nucleotides. RefSeq lists its product as uncharacterized. NCBI's taxonomy places the organism in Eukaryota, Metazoa, Nematoda, Chromadorea, Rhabditida, Rhabditidae. The transcript has 2 exons. The coding region runs from base 1 to 639 and encodes 212 amino acids. Gene Ontology annotation, biological process: developmental process; regulation of transcription by RNA polymerase II. The record is from RefSeq and is a predicted model, not a curated record. Gene Ontology annotation, molecular function: protein dimerization activity; DNA-binding transcription factor activity, RNA polymerase II-specific; RNA polymerase II transcription regulatory region sequence-specific DNA binding.
AUGCCGAUGGUCGUUGCGAAGAGAAAUGCAAGGGAGAGGACACGUGUGCAUACUGUAAAUCAGGCGUUUCUCGUCCUGAAACAACAUCUUCCCAGUCUCCGCCAAUUCACAAAACGUGUCAGCAAACUUCGAAUUCUCAACGCAGCCAUCACCUACAUCGAGACACUUCUGAAACUGAUUCAAAGCUCUGAAUCAGUUCCUCCGUCUGUUAUAUCUGCAACUCUCGGUCCAAUCGUCCCGACUCCAGUCAGGGCUUCUCAGAAACUUCCGAAGCAGCAUCUAUCAGAAUCUCACCCCAUCCAACCAAUUCAUUCUCGUCCAUUACAACCAGUUCUUCCACGCCAACAGGGAAUAAUAGCUGCUCCGAUAGCCACGUGUGCCCCCGAUCAUUCCCUUGUUGAUUAUAGAUCAACAUUCUCUUCAAAUUCCUCUUUCCAACCAGUUCAUCCAGUUCAAAUGCCAUCUGUAUUCUCACCCCAACCUACAUUUCCGUAUAUGAAGAGUCUUUUGGACUAUCCAACAUAUUUCUAUCAGCCAUCCACUGCUCCUCCUCCACCACCUCCUCAAUCUCAAUCUUCUCAGUCUCAUUUAAUUGUCAACAAUUCUCUUGUUCCAAUGCCAUCUUACCAAUGUUUUUAG